Camponotus floridanus (Florida carpenter ant) is the source of this 677-nucleotide messenger RNA. RefSeq lists its product as uncharacterized. The transcript is spliced from 2 exons. The record is from RefSeq and is a predicted model, not a curated record. The annotation marks the transcript as partial. Lineage: Eukaryota; Metazoa; Arthropoda; Insecta; Hymenoptera; Formicidae.
AUGGAAUUGCUGCUGAGUGACACAACCACUUACAGGGAAUUAAAAAAGGAUCCCUUGAAAAGAUUAACUAACAAAAUCAAUGAGUUAGUCAAGUCUUGGCGUAGGAGCGGUUUGAUCGAUGGUUGGUCCUUUGUCGAAAUUAUCAAGAACACUGAUAUUGACAAGGACAACAUCAUGGUGUCGCUGGAUGUGGCUUCAUUAUUCACUAACGUCCCCAAAGAUUUGGUAGUAAAUGCUAUACGGAAACGCUGGGAAGAUAUUGCCAAGAACACUAAAUUCAACCUUUUUCAAUUUUUAUUUGCAACGGAAUUGAUCUUGGAUUCAACUUGUUUUGCAUUUAACGGGCGUUUUUAUGAGCAGAUCUUCGGCACCCCCAUGGGCUCUCCACUUUCACCUAUCUUAGCAGAUAUGGUAAUGGAAGAUAUGGAGAUGCAAUGUCUAAGCUCAUUAGGUUUUACCGUUCCUACUUAUUAUAGAUUUGUCGAUGACGUUUUCGCAAUAGUACCACGCGCAAAAAUCAACGAGAUCUUGACAAAGUUCAACAAUUAUCACGAACGCUUAAGAUUCACUUAUGAGACUGAAGAUGACUCAUCCAUUAACUUUUUGAAUGUAAAAAUUAUUCGGUCCGAUAAUAGACUUAUUACUAAUUGGUUCCGGAAACCUACAUGGUCAGGGAG